AUGCAUUUUUUUUCGAAAUUUCUCCGCUUUUCAACUUCAAAUGUUCGUCUUUUUAUUUCCAUUCGACAGAAACAUUCUUUGGACGAACCUGAAUCAGCUUAUCAUCAUGUUGUAUCCGGUUAUCAAAUUUAUAAACAUCAAAAUGAACCUUUUCGAUUGAAAUAUAAUAAUAAAUCCUUAAAUGAAUUUCAACUUGCUUAUGAAACAUGGGGUAAAUUAAAUGCAAAAAAAAAUAAUGCUAUUCUUAUAUUUACGGGUCUUAGUGCUAGUUCACAUGCAAAAAGUCAUGAUGUA
Molecule: messenger RNA, 294 nt
Organism: Rotaria sordida
Lineage: Eukaryota; Metazoa; Rotifera; Eurotatoria; Philodinida; Philodinidae
Source: the annotation of a GenBank genome assembly